Messenger RNA from Spinacia oleracea (spinach), 2313 nucleotides. RefSeq lists its product as uncharacterized. Bases 313 to 2052 code for a protein of 579 amino acids. NCBI's taxonomy places the organism in Eukaryota, Viridiplantae, Streptophyta, Magnoliopsida, Caryophyllales, Amaranthaceae. The transcript is spliced from 4 exons. The record is from RefSeq and is a predicted model, not a curated record.
CUUUCUCUCUCCUCUGUCUUCCUUACCGUUACUCACCACCUAAUUGUUCUCCCCCAACAAAAACACCCCUUUUUUUUUACUACUUUUCUCGCCAUUAACGUCAACCUUCAAACUCUAAAAACUCCACAUUUCAUAGAUUACAAGAAUUGCAGGCUUUCUAAACCCCCCCAAAUUUCGGGUUUUCUAUUUCAAUAUUUUUCUUUGGAUUUUCCCUGUUUCUUGGUUAAUUUCUCCAAUUUAGCACUCUAAAUUGUGAAAUAGCCCCUAAAAGUUUCUAAUUGAAGCGUUUUUUAAUCAGGUCUUGGGUAGAUUAUGGCAACUUUAGCACCCGGGGUUCUAGUAAAACUCCUUGAUGGUUUGAAAACAGGGGUUAAACCCACCGGCGAGCACCGGAGCUCGCUUCUUCAGGUAACCGACAUCGUACCGGCCGAGCUUGACGAGAAGAAUCUAUGGCCUAAACAUGGAUUCUACAUUAAAGUCUCCGAUUCUUCACAUUCCAUUUAUGUUAGCCUACCAUAUGAGCAAGAUGAUCUUGUUUUAAGCAAUAAAAUGCAGCUGGGUCAAUUCAUCUAUGUCGACAAAUUAGAGCCCGGAUCGCCUGUUCCGGUAGCGAAAGGCGCUAAACCUCUCCCGGGUAGACACCCUUUCAUGGGUACUCCAGAACCCUUGAUGGGUCUAAGAGAAAAGAAAGAAAAAACUGAGCAUAAGGUUGUGAUCAAUGGAACUCCUAGAAGAGGGUCUUGGGAAUUGAACCAACUUAAUGGGUUUGAUGGGAAUGUAAUUACUUCUCCUAUUAUGAAAUUAAAGCCUGUUCCUUUAGAUUUUGAUCAAUGUACUCCAAUGAAGGAGAAGGGUAGUGCAGUGAAAUUUCACCCUCCUCCAAUGUCUCCUAUGAUGAGAUCAGUAAAAAUGGUGAAAGAUCAUGUUAAUUCAGCAAUUAGGGCUUCUGUUGGUGGUGCUUUGUUGUCUUCUAAGUUCGAAUCGAGGGGUGAAAGUCCUGCUUUGGUUAGGAAAAGCUGUGUUACACCCACAAUGUUGAAGUUUCCUCGGAGUAAAAGUGUUUGUGAAAGAGGGCCAAAGAUGAUAUCCACACCAUUUAAUAUAUCUGAAAAGAAAAGUUGUACACCUCCACCAAGUCUAAGGAGAGAUGGGGGUUGUGUGAAUUCAGCAGCAAAUGUGCAGAAUUCGAAAUCAACUCCGCAUCAGUUACAAUCACAGUCCAGUAAUCCAACCUUUAAUUCUAGUAGUGGCACAAGUUUAUCAGUAAAUUUACCAGGAAAGCUUGCUAUUCUUGGCAAAGAAGCUGUACAUCAAAGAGAAAAAGCUCAAAAGAUUGCCUUUCAAGCUCUGAGACAAUCUACCGCCACAGACAACGUUGUCCGCUGCCUCAAGAUGUUUGCGAAUUUGAGCAAAUCAGCAAAGGCAGACGCACCAGCAGCCUGUUUUGAUCAGUUUUUGGAGUUUCAGAACCAAAUUACACAAGCAGUGACAGACAUGGUGUCAAUUCAAGCAGCAGCUUCCACACUCGAAACCAAAUCAGAAGCGAAAGAAGAGACUCCAAUCUUACACGAAAUAGCUCAAAACUCCAUGGAACGAUUCCACGACAAUGAACCAAACAACAACCCAUCAAAGAGAAGACUAGCCUUGUACAAGUCCAUUGCAUCUUUUCCUGAAAGAAUGAAUGAAAUUCAGAAACCAAGUAACAAUGUUAGAAUCUUAAGGUCACACUCAAAGACUACUAAUGUUGAGAAUGAUGAAAACAAGCAGCCUGGUGGUGAAUCUGGUUGUUUAAGCAGUAUGAUCAAGCUGUGUAAACAGAUAGAAUCUGAAGCAGGAAGUUGGUUUAUGGAGUUUAUAGAGAAAGCACUCGAAAUGGGGUUGAAGAAAUCGAAAGGGAAAGCGGAUGCUGAUGUUCGAAAAGUUCCUCAAUCACUUAUCCUUAAGGUUAUGAACUGGGUUGAGGUUGAGCAAAGCGAUUCCAGCAAACGGACAGUUCAUCCUAAGGCUUCUCAGAUUGCUAGGAAAUUGAGAAUCAAAGUGAAAAACCCUUGAUUCUUUGAAUGAUGUUGGAUACUUUUCAUUGCAUUUUUUUUAUGUGAUUCAAUUCAAUUGUGUUGAAAAUUAUCAUUUAUUCUUUGAUUUGUAGAUCAUUUUACUGAGUGUGGAGUGUACGUUUGUGUGUUAUAGGAGGAGUUAGGGUGUCUAUGAUUUUCUUUGUAUACUAACACUUUAGGAGUUAUUGCCUGGCUUUGGUAAGGCAUUGAGGAAUAAUGAAACUAUGAAAGUAGUAAGCAAUUUAUGCUCUUUGAAUUA